Molecule: messenger RNA, 807 nt
Organism: Exophiala aquamarina CBS 119918
Lineage: Eukaryota; Fungi; Ascomycota; Eurotiomycetes; Chaetothyriales; Herpotrichiellaceae
Exons: 1
Source: RefSeq, a predicted model, not a curated record
GCUACUACAGAUCAGUCCACCACCACGCCUGCGCGUAUGCCUGUCUGGGCACAAAAGCUACUCAAACGGCCUCUCGUCGAGAUCCGCCGCGGCAUAUCCUUCGGCUACGACGCCCCAAAAGAGGAGUCCUCUGUCGUUGCUCUGACGGUCCCAUCUGGCAGAUAUAUCGACAUCCGAUGGCAGCUGAACCCAACCGCUACUGCCAUCAGGGGCAGCGUCAAGCAAUCCUCAAGCUUCCCAGGCUACGCCACCGCUGGGAUGUCGUACACACGGAUGCCGCGUGGCACAGAGUCUUGCCCCGCUUACGAGAGCACCAUCCACGUGCAAUGGGAGCAUUCGAUCGACUCGAGCAGAGCGUUUGACACCGAUGGCGCAGAUGUGUAUCUCCUGUCUAAUGGGGAUACCAUGGAGAUCGGUUACAUGAUGCUACGCGGCGAGUGGAGGAUGUUCAAGGAGUAUUGGCUUGAUGGCGCUACUAGGGAGACUGACACGGCAUACGUUGCAAUGGAGCUGGUUGGCUUAGCUACGGACAAUGGCGUGAGUGAGGAAGGGGAGAAAGGGGAGAAAGGGGAGAAGGGGAUGGUGAUCCGCGUUGGGAGCUAUUGUCAGGGGAUAUUUCAGAAUACCGAGGAGCUGUGGGUUGAAAGGUGGAAAGUGGACGAAACGGGGGAUUGGAAAAUGGAUAGUCGAAGCACGAGAAGAGAGGACGCGACAUUGCCGUGUCAAUGGGCAACAGGGGAGGAGCGGAAGCUGGGUGAUUCCACCGAGCUGGGUAACCGCGUGUGGAGGGUUGUUGAGACUUCGUAU